CUACGCGACGCGCGUACGCCGUGGUGACGUGUGAUACCGCAAUCCGCAAUUGUAUCGCGUAUCCGAUUGUGCUGGGAAUCGGUGGGCUGUUUUGCCGCGUUUUCCGUGCGAGAAUUCGCGUAUCCCGAUCCGACGGUAUUUAACGAGAUGACACGUAGAUCUCGAGCGCGAUAACCAGCGAUCUCGAGCCAGCAGCCCGGCCGCAUAGUGUUCAUCGCUGUAAUAUCAAUUUGUCACAAUCAUGUCCUAUCCUGGUCAGCCGCCUAUGGGUAUCCCAGGGAUGCCUCCGAUGCCAUACAUGGUUGGUGCGCCACCACCAAUUAUAGGAGGUGUCAUGCCUAUGGCCCAUACCUCCGCGCCGGCUGUACGUUACUCGCGCAAUCAGAAUCGCCACGAUAAUAAUCGAAGGCGCGAGAGAGAGUCCGGCCCACCUGUCACGGUAUUCAUUGGUAACAUAAUGGACAGAGCGCCCGACGUGAUGAUACGACAUAUUCUGGGAGCUUGUGGGCAUGUUCUCUCUUGGAAGAGAGUACAGGCGUUCGGCUUUUGCGAAUACGCGGGCCCGGACGCGGGCCUCAGAGCAGUCCGAUUGCUCCAUGACAUGGAAAUAGGCACGAAGAAGCUCGUUGUUAAAGUGGACGCUAAAGCUAAGGUAGUCCUGGACCAAUUCAAAGCUGAAAGAAGGAAGAAACUCAGAGGUGGCCAAUCGCCUCUACAGGACGAGGUACCCGGUGAAGGAGUUGACGGCGAAGAGGGUGAAGAUUAUAUGGACGAAGGCAUGAGAGUGGUCGACGCAGAUGCGCUCGCUCGCAUCAACCAGAUUAUAGCAGAACACGCUAUAGAUCUAGAAAUGGCUCAGGUUGCUCCAGAGGAACACCAGACAAAAAUGGUAGCUAAAUCCUUAAACCUGGAUGAUGCAGAGAUAGAAGAGAGUAAAAGAGACUUGAUUACCCGAGAAAUUGGCAAAUUCAGGGAGGUCAUGAAGAAGCAGGAGGAGGAGAAGGCCCAGGUAAAGCGUAAGAAGGAAGCUGUCGAGAAAGAGGAGCGCGAGAAACGGGAAAAGGAGCGACGCGAUAAGCGUGACGAUGAUGCUUCCAACAAGGAUGACCAAGAUGGUGACCCUGGUAGUCCUACGUCUCAUAAAGGUCGUAGUGAUAGUACCGGCAGCAGUAGAAGGGACAAACGUCGCUCUAGAUCUAGAUCUAAAGAACGUGAUAGGGAUCGAUCGAGAAAUGACAGAGAUAGGGAUCGAGACAGAGAUCGCGAGAGAGAUCGAGAACGGGAACGUGAACGGGAACGGGAACGAGAGCGAGAGCGAGAGCGGGAACGAGAGCGGGAUCGGGAUCGUGAAAGGGAACGCGAGCGGGAACGUGAGCGAGAUAGAGAGAAGGAGAGAGACCGAGAGCGGGAGAGGGAACGGGAGCGAGAAGAGGUGAGGAAGAGCGAAAGAGAAAUUAUGCGCGAGAGGGAGGAGGAGGAGGAGGCAAAAGAGAGGAAGAAAAACGAGAGGCGAGCCAGAGAAAAGGAGGCAGCGUACCAGGAACGUUUGAGGGCAUGGGAGACACGCGAACGACGCAAACAGAAGGAGUACGAGAAAGAAGCAGAGAAGCGUCGUGCGAAACGCGAGGCCAGAGAGAGGGAGGCAAAACGUUUGAAAGAGUUCCUCGAGGAUUACGACGACGAUCGCGACGAUUCCAAGUAUUACAAGGGUAAAGAGUUGUCUCGCCGACUCGAAGAACGAGCACUGGAGGCCGAAGCAGAUUCGCGGGAUCGUUGUGCCGAACGCCAGGAGCUUCAGCGUUUACGUGACAAAUUAUACGCAGAUGCCUCCAAUCCGGAUCCUGCCGCGGAAUUUGAAAGGUUGAAAGCCGAAAGGGAGGAACAGUAUAAGCCUAAACCAGUAAUAACUAUAAUUGACGAAGAGGAUGACAAAGUGGUGAAGAAGGAUAAAGAAAUAAUGCCGCCGAUAGAAACCGAGCCAAUAGAGAGUGACAGUGAUGAUGGUGUGCAGUUUGAUGAUGUUUCUCAGCCAGAAGCACCAUCCAGGACGCCACCGCGACAUCAUCAUCAUCAUCGUCGGCAUCAUAGACACCAUCAGAAUCAUCAUCGCGACGGUGAGGAGAAUCAAGACGUAUUAGUGGAUGCGGACCGAGAGAGUCUAAAAGACGCACGACCUUCACCGGGGCAUCAAUCAGGCGCGACACCUGCUCAAUCCAUUCCACCAUCGUUAGAUGAAGAUUCACGCAUGUCCCUUGUUAGUGAACCAGAAAAGACAAGUGGUAGUAACUUUGUUCCAUUUGCUAUGGGAAGUGGGGGCAAUCGUGCUAGCGAUCACAGUAUAGGCGGUAAAACACCGGUCAGUCCUAACACCGCUACUAAUACGAAUUCACAACAGGCGAAUCAAACGCGGAAAAAGGGCCGUAUUGACGUUAAGGACGUAUUUAAUAACGACGACGAUGACGAUGCUGCUAAUAACGCGAAAAAACGUAAACUUGUACCUUUAGAUUACGGAGACGAAAAGAAAAAGAAAACCGAAGAAGCCACAAAGACGGGGAAAGAAGAAAAUACAAAAAGCCAAGAAGAAAAACGAAAGCACAUAAAAUCUCUUAUAGACAAAAUACCUACUGAUAAGAACGCAUUGUUUGGCUAUCAACUCGAUUGGGCACUCAUCGAUAACACAUUGAUGGAGAAGAGGAUAAGACCUUGGAUCAAUAAAAAGAUUAUCGAAUAUAUUGGCGAACCCGAACCUACUCUAGUGGAUUUUAUUUGUAGCAAAGUAAUGGCGGGCAGUUCUCCUCAGGGAAUACUAGACGAUGUACAGAUGGUAUUGGACGAAGAAGCGGAAGUGUUCGUAGUCAAAAUGUGGAGGUUACUAAUUUAUGAGGUGGAAGCUAAGAAGAUGGGCUUAGUGAAGUAAAUGGAGUGUCGUCCAUAAAUUCAUCAAUUCAUGAUUUAUACUACACAUAAAAUUCUUUCGACUAAGCAUAAGAAAAUGUUUAGAUACUACAUACUUAUAUGCAAUUUAAUAUUAUUAAAUAGGAAUUCUAUCCUAUAAAAGCACAAGUUGCUCGAUCAAUAGGUGGUACUAAGUGUGUAGUAAUUAUAGCGUUAAAUAAACUUGUAAUUAUGAUUUAUAAUA
Molecule: messenger RNA, 3139 nt
Organism: Temnothorax curvispinosus
Lineage: Eukaryota; Metazoa; Arthropoda; Insecta; Hymenoptera; Formicidae
Product: RNA-binding protein 25-like
Exons: 12
Coding region: 242-2917 (891 amino acids)
Biological process (GO): mRNA processing; regulation of alternative mRNA splicing, via spliceosome
Cellular component (GO): spliceosomal complex
Molecular function (GO): mRNA binding
Source: RefSeq, a predicted model, not a curated record